Messenger RNA from Penaeus vannamei (Pacific white shrimp), 813 nucleotides. The record is from RefSeq and is a predicted model, not a curated record. Lineage: Eukaryota; Metazoa; Arthropoda; Malacostraca; Decapoda; Penaeidae.
AUGGCUAAUGGUGUAAAUGGUAACGGAGUUUACAGAAACGGGAACGGGAACGGUGUAUAUACAAAUGGCAAUGGUAGAAAUGGGAAUGGAGUGACCGUGUACGCCAAUGGCGUUGUGGAUCCCUUCCGAGCUCUGGCCGAUGCCAUUGGCGGCGGAGGCGUCCCAGGUGUGGACUACCCCAUCCUGGCCUUCGUCCCCGCCACCGGCUUCUCCUGCAACGGCCAACUGCCUGGAUAUUACGCCGACACUGCUCCCGAGGCCGGCUGCCAGGUGUUCCACAUCUGUCAGGCAGGAGGCAGGAUCGACUCGUUCCUUUGUCCCAACGGCACAGUGUUUAAUCAGCAAUACUUCGUGUGCGAUUGGUGGUACAACUUUGACUGUUCCACGGCUGAACAGUUCUACGGAUUGAAUGCUGAGAUUGGUAAUAUCAAUGGAAAUGGAUAUACGAAUGGCAACGGUUACUCCAACGGUAAUGGAAAUGGUUACAGUAAUGGCAAUGGUAAUGGUAACGGUUACACCAACGGUAAUGGGAAUGGUAACGGAUACACCAAUGGCAACGGCUACAGAUACACAAGUGGCAACGGUAAUGGAAACGGGAACAAGUACAGCAAUGGUAAUGGCAAAAGAAACGGCAACGGUAAUGGAAAUGGGUUUACCAACGGAAAUGGGUAUAAGAAUGGUAACGGAAAUGGAUACAGCAAUGGAAAUGGAUAUGCUAACGGCAAUGGUAAUGGGAACGGUUACACCAACGGAAAUGGUUUCAUCAAUGGAAACGGUUUAAGUUAUUAUGUCUUUAGUUACAUGAAAGCUUAG